Messenger RNA from Olea europaea var. sylvestris, 3700 nucleotides. RefSeq names its product homeobox-leucine zipper protein REVOLUTA-like. NCBI's taxonomy places the organism in Eukaryota, Viridiplantae, Streptophyta, Magnoliopsida, Lamiales, Oleaceae. The transcript has 18 exons. Bases 1023 to 3545 code for a protein of 840 amino acids. The record is from RefSeq and is a predicted model, not a curated record. Gene Ontology annotation, molecular function: DNA-binding transcription factor activity; lipid binding; DNA binding.
UAAAUUUAAAAAAUGUCGGUUAGUUGUGACCACCACCUAUUUUGAGCAGUCAGUAUAGGAUUUUGUAAAAAAAUGUUUGUAAGAGCGGCAUGAUCCAAAAAAAUCCCUCUUGUUGCCUCUGAUAUUUUUUGUCAUUUUAAACUGGACAUUUCUGGAGUUUUAUUCUCUCUUUUACAUUGCUCUCAUGGAUCUUCGAAGAGCUAUUUUUUGUCUUGAAGGAGUUGGCUCUUUUCUUCUUCUUCUUUAGAUACAGAAAGAAAAAGAGAGUCUUCAGUUUGGUAUUCUGUUCGUUUCUUGGAGAUCCCAUUUGUAACUUAGUGUUUAUCUGAUCUAUAGUUAACAAAUCCUGUCUUAAUCUAAUUACCCUUCGGUGAAAUUCAUUUCUAAAGUUCAAGUUUCAGCUGGAGCAAAGUUUUGCUGUUUUUUGAAGUAUACUAGGAAGGAAAAAAUUUUAAGUUAUAGGAAAUGAAAAGGCUGAAUGGUUCCGCAGUAAUCAAUGCAGAAAAAGCAUAAAUUUGUGUCUUUGUGGGAAAAUCAGGGGUUUGCGUGGCAAACAGAAAUAAAUUUCACCUUAAUCAAGUAAAAAUUAAUAAUUAGUAAUAAGAAAUCGGGGGUUACAGUUUUUCUUUCCCGUGGAUUGUUAAUUUACAGCUUCAUUGAAGGAAAAAAAGAGAGAACAAGAUAUGUUUUUGUCAGUAUGCGUAUGAUUUCGUAUACAAAGCUGUUUAGCUUUCGUUGAGCUAUUUUGGCUGUUAGAUUUUUUUUUCCCCAAGUGGUAUAAGUGUAGUUCUCAGACACCUAAAGGCCCAGGAAUCUUCUGGCUCGAUCAAGGUCGUCCAUUUAGUUUUCUGAGAUCACUAGGUAGCACGAACAAAGAUUAGUAAAUUAAGAAAAUUUGAGGUUCAGUUCAGAUAAUCUGUCAUUCUCUGUGGGACAAUAAAAGCUGCUCAGAGUAUUCAAGAUUUGCAUACUUUUGGUGUGGGUUCUGUUUUGGGAGUUUAAGAAUUUGAGGUUUGGGGAAAAUGGCUAUGGUAGCACAGCUACACAGGGAGAGUAGCAGUGGCAGCAUAAACAAGCAUCUUGAUUCAGGAAAAUAUGUCCGGUACACGGCAGAGCAGGUGGAGGCCUUGGAAAGGGUAUAUUCUGAGUGCCCAAAACCGAGUUCUUUGCGCCGCCAGCAACUGAUCCGGGGAUGCCCAAUUCUUUCCAACAUUGAACCCAAACAGAUCAAAGUGUGGUUCCAAAACCGCAGGUGUCGAGAGAAGCAGAGGAAGGAAUCUGUCAGACUUCAUAGUGUGAAUAAAAAAUUUAGUGCUAUGAACAAGCUUUUGAUGGAGGAAAAUGAUCGCCUUCAGAAGCAGGUAUCGCAGCUGGUAUGCGAGAAUGGAUACAUGCGCCACCAAUUGCAAAGUGCAUCAGCGACGACAACUGAUGCAAGUUGUGAGUCCGCAGCGACCACCCCUCGGCAUGUUCUCAAAGACACUAACAAUCCUGCUGGUCUCCUCUUAAUUGCGGAGGAGACUUUGGCAGAUUUCCUAUCAAAGGCGACAGGUACUGCUGUUGAUUGGGUCCAGAUGCCUGGGAUGAAGCCUGGUCCGGAUUCAGUUGGGAUCUUUGCCAUUUCAAAAAGUUGUGGUGGAGUGGCAGCUCGAGCCUGCGGUCUUGUUAGUUUAGAACCUACUAAGAUUGCAGAGAUCCUUAAAGAUCGUUCUUCUUGGUUCCGGGACUGUAGGAGCGUUGAAGUUUUCACUAUGUUUCCUGCUGGAAAUGGAGGAACAAUUGAACUUGUGUAUACGCAGACAUAUGCACCAACUACACUGGCUCCUGCUCGUGACUUUUGGACUCUGAGAUACACAACAACAUUAGAAAAUGGAAGUCUUGUGAUCUGUGAAAGAUCUCUUUCUGGUACUGGGGCUGGCCCAAGCACAGUAGCAGCGCCACAGUUUUUAAGAGCUGAGAUGCUUCCGUCUGGAUAUUUAAUCCGGCCAUGUGAGGGUGGAGGAUCAAUUAUUCAUAUUGUUGAUCACCUGAAUCUCAAGGCCUCGAGUGUGCCAGAGGUGCUUCGGCCACUUUAUGAAUCACCAAACAUUUUAGCGCAGAAAAUGACUAUUGCAGCACUGCGAUACAUCAGGCAGAUAGCUCAGGAGACAAGUGGUGAGGUAGCAUAUGGUCUUGGCCGGCAACCAGCUGUUCUACGCACAUUCAGCCAGAGAUUAAGCAGAGGCUUUAAUGAUGCUAUUAACAGCUUCAAUGAUGAUGGCUGGUCAUUAUUGAACUCUGACGGGGCUGAAGAUGUAGUAGUAGCCAUCAACUCCUCCAAAAACCUGAGCGCUGGAUCAAAUAACCUUUCCUUUAUUGGAGGUGUUCUUUGUGCCAAAGCAUCUAUGCUACUUCAGAAUGUCCCUCCAGCAGUACUGGUUCGGGUUCUCAGGGAGCAUCGUUCAGAGUGGGCUGAUUUUACUGUUGAUGCCUUUUCUGCUACAUCUCUAAAAGCGAGGUUGUAUGCAUAUCCAGGAAUGAGGCCUACAGGGUUUACUGGAAGCCAAAUCAUCAUGCCACUGGGUAAUACAAUUGAACAUGAAGAGAUGCUUGAAGUGAUUCGGCUGGAAGGACACUCUCUUGGUGAGGAGGAUGCUUUUAUCUCAAGGGACAUUCACCUUUUACAGAUGUGCAGCGGGGUUGAUGAGAAUGCAGUGGGAGCCUGCUCUGAGCUUGUUUUUGCUCCAAUUGAUGAGAUUUUUCCUGAUGAUGUACCACUAGUGCCCUCUGGCUUUCGCAUAAUUCCGCUCGAUUCAAAACCAGGGGACUCGCAGGAUACAUUGACUGCGCAAAGAACACUAGAUUUGACAUCUAACCUCGAAGUUGACCCAGAAACAAACCAUGGUGCUGGAAAUGCUACAUCAUCUUAUAGUGCACGAUCAGUAUUGACUAUUGCCUUCCAAUUCCCGUUUGAGAGCAAUUUACAGGACAAUGUUGCAACAAUGGCACGUCAGUAUGUUCGUAGCGUGAUUUCCUCUGUGCAGAGGGUUUCCAUGGCCAUAUCUCCAUUGGGAUUGAGCCCUACAUUCGGGCCAAAGCUAUCCCCGGGCUCUCCAGAAGCUAUUACACUAGCUCAUUGGAUCUGCCAGAGCUAUAGUUUCCACGUCGGAACCGAAUUGGUGAUGGCUGAUACGAUAGGGGCUGAAUCAAUAUUGAAAACACUGUGGCGUCACCAAGAUGCCAUAUUGUGCUGCUCGUUGAAGCAGGUGCUUCCAGUUUUCAUAUUUGCGAACCAGGCUGGGCUCGACAUGCUGGAGACUACUCUAGUGGCUUUACAAGAUAUUACAUUAGAUAAGAUAUUUGACGACGCUGGGCGCAAGGCAUUGUUUUCGGAAUUUACUAAGAUAAUGGAACGGGGAUUUGCUUACUUGCCCGGUGGUAUAUGCAUGUCGACAAUGAGGCGCCAUAUCUCGUAUGAACAAGCAAUCGUGUGGAAAGUCUUUGCAGCUGAAGAGAAUACCCUCCACUGCCUUGCCUUCUCUUUUGUUAACUGGUCUUUUGUCUAAAUGUUCAUGCUUUCGAAAAAUGAUAUACAAAAGGUACGUGACAUAAAAGAUUGAUUGAGGAAGUUCAGAAGUUUUGUAAAUUUUUUUCUUUAAUUAAAUUUGUUUUAUGCUCAUUUUUUAACUUCUCCAUUGUAUGUAAAUCUGCUUCUGCUGCU